Cyprinus carpio (common carp) is the source of this 5553-nucleotide messenger RNA. It is a transcript of the gene dsg2l, whose product is annotated as desmoglein 2 like. The record is from RefSeq and is a predicted model, not a curated record. Gene Ontology annotation, molecular function: calcium ion binding. The transcript is spliced from 16 exons. Gene Ontology annotation, cellular component: plasma membrane; desmosome. Bases 1 to 3249 code for a protein of 1082 amino acids. Gene Ontology annotation, biological process: homophilic cell-cell adhesion. Lineage: Eukaryota; Metazoa; Chordata; Actinopteri; Cypriniformes; Cyprinidae.
AUGUUAAUGCACUGUGUUUAUGGUGUCGGUAUCAGUGUGCAGGGUGUGACGCCGCUCUUCAGUCCGUGUCAAAGUUCCGCGAGUAACGGCAGCAGCAGCCGGAGAAUGGCGAAGAUCUGCGGCGUUUUACUGUUCGGAGCGCUGAUUCUGGCGAUACUGAACACUUCAGCGUCUGAAGAACAACAGAAGAAAAUCAGACAGAAGAGAGAGUGGAUUGUCCCAGCAAACAAACUAAGGGAAAAUUUUGAUUAUACGCAUAAGGAAUCCAUAGCCAAAAUCCGUUCAGAUGGGGAGUCCGUGACGAGGAUACGAUAUUCACUGACUGGACCUGGUGCCGACCAGCCUCCCGUUAAAUUGUUCACUGUUAAUAGUGAGACUGGCUUGGUCAGGAUCAACGGAGUGUUAGACAGAGAGAAAACUCCCUUUUAUCAUCUCCGAGGGGUGGCCAGCUAUCUGAAUGACAGUCGUGCUGAGAAAGAUAUUGAUUUGAGAAUCGUGGUCGAGGAUGAGAACGAUUGUCCUCCUGUGUUUAACCUGACAAUCGGAGCCGUUUUUGAGCUGAGCGAAAGAGCCAAGUUUGUAAUGAAGGUCACCGCAACAGACGCAGAUCAAAACGGAACUCUGCAUACAAAAAUCGCCUACAGCAUUGUGAAACAGCAGCCCGAGAACAUGUUCUACAUUGAUCGAGACUCUGGUGAUAUAUACGUCAUGCACAACACGCUCGACAGAGAGAAAAUAGAAACAUACACUUUGAUUAUUAAAGGGACCGAUCUGGGUGGCGAUCCGAACGGAAAUACAGGAACAGGAACUGCUAUCAUCAAUAUUCUUGACGUCAAUGACAACAUUCCUACUUUGGAGAAAAACAUUUAUGAGUGCCGUGUGGAGGAAAACACUAGAAAUGUGGAAGUGAUGAGGUUUCAAGCAGUCGACGCAGAUCUGAUCUACACUGAAAACUGGCUGGCCAUCUUCACAAUCGUGUCAGGAAACGAAGCUGGUUAUUUCUCCAUAAUCACAGACAACAAGACCAACGAAGGCAUCCUGAUUCUUCAUAAGGAGCUGGACUAUGAAGAGCUGAAGGAAAUCAAGCUGCAGGUGUCUGUUGCUAACAAGGCACAGUAUCACUCAAAAGUAGUCAUAACAGAGAGCAAGACGUACACCGUCCACGUCAGUGUGGUCAACCAGCCUGAGGGCCCUCGCUUCAAACCCGCCGUCAAAGUCAUCACCAUCUCUGAAGAAAGCACCAGCACUAUUUUACACAAAGUCAUUACCAAUUACGCAGCAAUAGACAGCGACACGCUACUAAUUGCUAAUAAUGUGAGGUAUGCAAAAGGACGAGAUGUUGACAACUGGCUGAUUAUAGAUGAGAGGACGGCUGAUAUAAAAUUAAAUAAAAUACCAGAUUAUGAGUCCAAGUUUCUGGUCAAUGGCACAUAUUACGCUCAUAUACUCUGCAUCACUAAUGAUGUCCCGGCUAAAACUGCAACAGGAACCAUUGCUAUUCAAGUAAAAGACUUUAAUGACCACUGUCCCGUGCUGAGCCGACAGUCUCAAACGCUGUGCUAUGAGGAUCACGUGGUUUAUGUCACGGCUGUGGACAAAGAUCAGUUCCCCAAUGGAGCACCCUUUAGUUUCAAAGUGGAUACCAUAAGCACAAAGGAGUCAUGGAGCAUCGAGCCUCUCAACGCCACUACAGUGAUAUUCAGGUCUCAAAAAACACUGUGGCCUGGCAUGUACCAUGUGUUUGUGGACGUGUGGGACCAGCAGGGGAAGAUCUGUGCUGGGCAGGAGCUUCAGAUAGACGUCUGCGCGUGUGACGCAGCUAAAGUUUGCCUGCCUCAAAAGAUCGUCUCCACGUUUGGAUCAUCUGGUGUUCUUCUAAUGCUGCUGGGACUGCUGCUGCUCCUGUUGGUGCCACUUCUGCUGCUCUUCUGUCUUUGUGGAGGCGCAGGAGUUGCGGGAAAUUUCAAGCCCAUGCCGUUGACUCAUCUUAUCAAAUACAACACUGAAGGACAGGGGGAGGACAAGGAAAUGGCUGUCUUGAAGAUUUCAAAGGAACUGGAGGACAUCCAGCAUGGUCAUGGGGGCGGUUUAGGAGGAGGUCAGAUAUGGGGUGGAGUAAAGGAUGGUAUAUAUGGAGCAGAAGGCUCAUACUGGACCUCGUUCCAUGACCAUUAUGACAGUGCAUAUCAUCACCAGACUGACGGGCGGUACGUGUUUGGACAAAGAAAAGAAGAACACAGCAGACUGGAAGACUACAUGUUUGACGGGCUUGCACUGUCUGAUGCUUUCUUAGGCAACUACUAUUCUCAAAAAGUAAGACAUGUGACUAAGAAGCAAGACACGGGAGACAGUCUAAAGAUCUACAACUACGAGGGUCAGGAAUCAUACAAGUGCUCUUUUGAGGACAUCUCCGAACUUUUACACGAAGACAACGAGUUUGCUUUUCUUGAUGACCUUGAUCUCAAGUUCAAGACCCUGGCUGAGAUCUGUACUGGUUCUACAAUAGAGGUUAAAUUCAGCACAACCGUCCCUGUGACCUCCAAACCGGUCUUCUCCACCACACACAAAGAUGUCAACAUACAAGACUCAGUUAGUCAUUUACAGUCUCAGGAGCAAGCAACCUCAUCCACCAUCAUUCACACCGCAGGAGCACAGCAGACCAGCAGCAUGUCUUCAACAGGAGUCUAUGUCCAAGAUAAAGUAGUGGUUCCUAACCAAACCCUGUUAGUCCAGCAGCCUGCAUUGUACUACACCUCUGCCUCCCCCAUUUAUGUAAUGGAACCCCAGUCUACUCUGUUGGUGACGCCCGGCCCAGUCCUAGGCCUUCAGGAGAACCUGUUAAUGGAGGAGAAGAAGGUCUCUGGUGCUUCUGCCAAACGUGAAACGCAGCACUACCAGAGUGUAGUUCUUGUUGAGAAGCAGUCACCAAAAGUGUCUUUGCAAACUCAAGGAGCGAUGCAGAUGGUUAACACUGAAAUAAUGCAGUCCAUGGAGGCUCAAGGGGUUAAACAGGCACUCCAUCCAUCCGCCCAGAGGGUUAACACUGAAAUAAUGCAGUCCAUGGAGGCUCAAGGGGUUAAACAGGCACUCCAUCCAUCCGCCCAGAGGGUUAACACUGAAAUAAUGCAGUCCACUGAGGUUCACGAGGUUAGACGGGUGGUGCAUCCAGCCAGAAGGGUGAUGGCAGGAGCGGCCAGUGAGACAGAAGUUUAUCCUUCGUUGGAUAUGAGGGUUCCUCAGAGUCUGUAAGCACUUGGGAUGCACCGAUACAACAUUUCUCAGCCGAUAACCGAUUAUUCAGAAUAACAUCUCCCGACUUUACUUCAGUAUUGUAACAUAAUAUUUCCAACUGAAACAGAAUAUUUAAAAGGGGGCGAGUCAUACAUCUCAAUUACACAUAAGGUAGUUUUUCAUAAAAAAAAAAAAAAAAAAUAUCUUAAUGACAGAUUUAUUCCGACAUACAUAAUUAACAAUAAAAAUGCUAUGUUUAGCGUCCACGGUAUGAAAAUGAUCAUUGCAAAAUGCUGGCAGAGUGAACGAGUCUUCAGAGAAAAUUAUUUUCCACUUAAUUUGACACUUUAGAAAGUUAAUAAAGUUGGAAGUUUCAGUUUAGCUUUAUCUUAUCUAAUUUGGAAAGGAUUUGAAAUAAUUUCGGUUUAUUAUUAUUAUUUUUAUAGCAAUACAUGGCAACACUGCAUCAGCGGCACUUAAACUAACAGCAAUCAAAAAAGCCCAUGUUCAGGUUAUUGCUGACAGGAUAGCACAUUCAGUUAGUCAAAUACAAAAAAUAUGAAAUUAUCUAUCAGAAACGUUAUCAACUUUGUCAAAAACAGUAGCACUUAACAUUAGUACACAGAUCUGUAAAACAAGUAAGUUACAGAAUGAAAUGUAUGCAAACACUAGCCAUGAAGAAGUCUAUUUCAUUCAGUAUAGUAUUUAAGUACAGUAUAGUAGUAUAUUGUUGCAUGAUUAAUAAACAUCUGAUAAAAUAAUCCAUCCCUAACCUAUAGUAAAAUAUUCACAGAUUUUUACACAAUAAAUAUGGUAUAAUUUAUCACUGUUCAUCCCUCGAAAACAGAGAAAACACCUUUCACAAACAUCUACAUCUCUGUCUCUUUUAAAGUGUUUAGUGUAUAUAAUGAGCUGUUUUUGUAGCGGUUAUUGGCUAAUCCCCACCCCAGACCUCUCGAAUUUUCAAACCCUGGCUACGGCCAUGACUGCUGCGUUAAGUGACAUUGUUCACAAGCUGUCUUAUCAUCACCUUUCUGCAGUUGAAAUGUUGAUUGACCCAUUACAUAGACGUGAUACAGUUCAGAAAGCUGUACUUUAUCUUCUGAUGUUCAUUCAUGUUUAUUUUGCGCUGUAACUUGAAUUAAAGUGAAAGAGACUCAUGCAUCGCACUGCCACUUUAACUAAAGCAAAAACUAUAUAUUGUUUGAAUUUUGCGAUACAAUAUACAUUAUUUGAGAGCUAAGACUUUGAUUCCUAUCAAAAGUAACAAAGCUCUUUGCGAUUAUUGGAUGAGAGAUGAUACAAAUAAUAUUUGGUGAAGGGAAAAACCACGGACAUGGCAACCCGGUUUUGAACUAUGGAUGAUUCAUAGGGUCAAAUAGAACUAGCGUUAAUAACGCAAUUUUUUAAUAGGAAUGUGUUUUUAUCAAAUCCCCUAUAGUCUACAUUAGAGGCAUUUGCAGUCUGACAGGUUUUUCUGUGCCCUUUUGUUUGACAGCAUAUAAUUAGCCCUGGUCGUGGGUAAAUUUAAUUGGAUUGCCGAUAGCGCAGAAGGGUUUUGUUUACCGAUACCGAUUAUUGGCCGAUACAUCGGUGCAUCCCCAGUAAGCAGUCAUAAGUCAUAAUCGACCUAAGAUUGAUGAUUCCAUCCACCUCCACUUGCUCUUGACCUACAAGGAUUUUAUUCAAGCCCUUCCUUACAAUAAAGCCUCAGCAGUGGUUUCUCUCCGUUUGAUAUCCAUAUCUUCCCUAUAUAUAAAAAAUAAUAAUUAAAAAAAAAUUCACUGUUCUGUUUUGCAUUUACAUUGCUUCUUAGCUGUGUGCUUCUCUGGUUUAAACAUUUGGGAUUGUGGCACUGCAUAUAUUUUUGCUAUUUUUUUAAUGAAGUGGGGUUUUUUGUUGUUGUUUUGUAUGUGUGUCUUUUGUAAGUUACUUUGGAUGAAAGUAUCGGUUAUAUGAAUAAAUGUAAAUUUUUGAUUGUUAACCAGCACAAAAAGGCUGUAUAAUGAUCAUCAUUCGAUGAACUCCUGCACCAAUGGCAUCUGAAUGUUUGUGAAGAUUUUGAUUUUCAGAAUUUUAAUAUGGAUCAAAAUCACCCAGAUUGGACUUCUUUUAUUACUGCUGUUGAUGAGCUGUUUUUUGGUGAACUAAUAGUCUAGUGUAAAUAUCAUUUAUUUCAAAUAAUCUUUAAGGAAGACUUUCAGCUUAUUGUAUUGUAUCACUAAGGUAUAGUAAUCAAAUUAUACUGUCAGAUCAAAAGACAGUAUCGAUGUGAGGCUUCCACAGCAGAAAAUAAUAAAUAAAGAACAGUAUUGCAAGUGU